AUGGCCGAACUUUUGCUCUCUGCAAUCCUUCCUGUGUUGUUUAAAAAACUUGCGUCCCCUGAGUUAUUCAAUUACUACGCUAGUAAAGGAUGGGUGAAUUCCGAGCUGAAAAUGUGGGAAAAGAAGUUGAAGAAAAUUGAGGCGGUUCUCUGCUCUGCAGAAGAGAAGCAACUGAUGAACCAGGCUGUGAAAAUGUGGCUGGACGAUCUUCAAGACUUGGCUUAUGAUGUGGAGGACUUACUGGAAGAGUUUGCCUUUGAAGCUGCACGGCACAGCUCCAAUCCUAUUUUCAAGAAUUUCACUCCAGUUGCUAUUAAGUUCGAUUUGAACCUGCGAUCCAGGAUAAAAGAUAUUAAUAGGCGGUUCGAAGUUCUCUAUAAUGAAAGAGCUCAACUUGGAUUAAUGCAGGAGAACUUUGGAGGUAUAUCAAGUACCGCGCUUCCUGCUCAGCAAGGACUUGAUCCAAGACCACCAAGCUCUAGUCUGCCAACUGAACCCGCUAUUUACGGGAGAGAUGAAGACAUAAAGGAAAUCCUUAAGAUGUUGUUAAGUGAUAAACCAGGUGAUUCUAACUUUGCCGUGAUAGCUAUCGUGGGCAUGGGAGGACCUGGAAAAACUACGCUUGCUCGAGAAGUGUAUAACGACAAGACACUGGAACAUCUCAAGUUUGAGAAGAAAGUAUGGGUUUCUGUUUCACACAAUUUUGAUGUUUUGAGCAUCUCAAAGUCAAUUCUGGAGUCAAUAAGACCUACAUCUAGCAAUCUGAAUACUUUAAAUGAAGUGCUAGAUAAACUGAAAGAGGAAAUACAUGGAAGAAAAUUCUUGCUAGUCUUAGAUGAUGUCUGGAAUGAGAAUUACAGCUUAUGGGAAACCCUGAAGUCUCCAUUCAAGGAUGGUGCAACGGGAAGCAAGAUGAUUGUUACUACUCGCAAUAAAAGAGUACCAUCAAUAAUGGGAUCCUCUGAACCUCAUGAUUUAAUGCCUAUAUCAGAUGAAGAUUGUUGGAGCUUGUUUUUGAAGCAUGCACCAUUGAGUAGUAUGGACAAUAUUGAUGCUCUCAGAAUAACCAGUUUAUUUUGUGAGAGAGUUGUUAAAAACUGUGGAGGCUUGCCCUUGGUGGCAAGGACUCUAGGCAGCCUUCUACGUCAUGAGCCGAGAGUUGGUGCAUUGGAAAAUAUAUUAAAUAACAAAAUAUGGGAUUCACCUGAUCCAAGUACCGUUCUUCCUGUGUUACGAUUAAGCUACCAUCAUCUUCCUUCACAUUUGAAAAGGUGUUUCGCUUAUUGUGCAAUUUUUCCCAAGGAUUAUGAAUUUGAGGAGAAGGAACUUGGCCUUUUGUGGAUGGAAGAAGGUAUUAUUCACCAAUCAACUAAGCAAAUGGAUUUGGCUGGUGAGUAA
Molecule: messenger RNA, 1398 nt
Organism: Pistacia vera
Lineage: Eukaryota; Viridiplantae; Streptophyta; Magnoliopsida; Sapindales; Anacardiaceae
Product: putative disease resistance RPP13-like protein 1
Exons: 1
Coding region: 1-1398 (465 amino acids)
Biological process (GO): defense response to other organism
Molecular function (GO): ADP binding
Source: RefSeq, a predicted model, not a curated record